This is a messenger RNA of Pyrenophora tritici-repentis Pt-1C-BFP, 1719 nucleotides long. Its product is annotated as ProP, Permease major facilitator superfamily. Lineage: Eukaryota; Fungi; Ascomycota; Dothideomycetes; Pleosporales; Pleosporaceae. Gene Ontology annotation, molecular function: transmembrane transporter activity. The record is from RefSeq and is a predicted model, not a curated record. Gene Ontology annotation, biological process: transmembrane transport. Gene Ontology annotation, cellular component: membrane.
AUGGACGAGAAGGAUACCAAGACGGUCGAGGUCGACAACACCACGUUGCCGUCCAAGACGGAAAAGGCCGACAACAUCCAAGUAGCACCUACUCCUGACUACUCCGCCCCCAAGGCAAAGACAGAGCAGCUUGAAGAUGCAAGAGGCUGGGAAUCCGAGAACUUGAUCCAGGAUCUGGAGAAGGAGUUGGAGCAGGCAAACUACAAGCUGGGCUUCUUUGAUAUGGAGUUCAAGAACCCAAAGCACUUUACCUGGAUGAUUGUUGCUUUUGCGUCCAUGGGUGGUCUGCUCUCUGGUUUAGAUCAAUCGCUCAUUUCAGGUGCGAACUUGACUUUGCCUAAAGACUUGGGUCUGACGGCGAGUCAAAACUCUCUUGUCAACUCUGGCAUGCCCCUCGGUGCUGUUGCCGGUGCUUUUCUCAUCUCUCCAUGCAAUGAGUACUUUGGCCGCCGCUGGGCUAUCAUCAUCUCUUGCAUCUUGUACACUAUCGGUGGUGCUCUCGAAGCCGGAGCCAUGAACUACGGUAUGAUGGUCGCAGCCCGCGUCGUCCUAGGUGCCGGUGUCGGUCUCGAAGGAGGAACCGUCCCCGUCUACGUUGCCGAGACUGUCGAAUCCAGACUCCGUGGUAACCUCGUCUCGCUCUACCAGUUCAACAUUGCCCUCGGAGAAGUCCUUGGGUACGCUGUUGCCGCCAUGUUCAUUACUCUCGACGACAGCUGGAGAUAUAUCCUCGGUAGCUCGCUCGUCUUCUCCACCAUCAUGGGUAUCGGCAUUCUCUUCAUGCCCGAGAGUCCUCGUUACCUGAUGCACAAGAACAAGCCGCUUGAAGCCUUCAAGGUCUGGAAGCGUAUCCGUGGUACUGCUACUCACGAAGCUCGUGAGGAGUUCUUCGUCAUGAAGGUUAGCACCGAGAUGGAAGAGGCCGAGGUUGCUGCUGGUCGCACAAACCGUUUCCCCUGGAUGGACUUCUUCACCAAGCCGCGUGCUCGCCGUGCCAUCAUAUACGCCAACAUCAUGAUCUUCCUUGGUCAAUUCACCGGUAUCAACGCGAUUAUGUACUACAUGUCCGUCCUCAUGUCCCAAGUCGGCUUCGACACCUACGACGCAACCUACAUGUCGCUCGUCGGCGGUGGCUCCCUCCUCAUCGGUACCAUCCCUGCCAUCUUCCUCAUGGAGACAUGCGGCCGCCGCUUCUGGGCCAUUGCCAUGCUUCCCGGUUUCUUCAUCGGCCUACUUCUCGUCGGAAUUUCCUACCACCUCACUACGCUCAGCGCCACGCUAGGUCUCUAUCUCAGCGGCCUUAUCCUCUACAUGCUCUUCUUCGGUUCCUACGCCGCACUCACCUGGGUCGUCCCCUCAGAAGUCUACCCCACCUACCUCCGCUCCUACGGUAUGACCACCUCGACCGGAUGGUUAUUCCUGUCCUCCUUCAUCGUCACCUACAACUUCACCGGCAUGCAGAACGCCUUCACUCGCACAGGCUUGACGCUCGGCUUCUACGGCGGUAUUGCGGUGCUGGGAUGGUUUUACCAGAUCUUCUUCAUGCCUGAGACCAAGGAUCUUACGCUGGAGGAAAUCGACCAGUUGUUCCAGAAGCCGACGAGGCAGCUGGUCAAGGAGAAUGCGAAGAACUCGUGGGAGGUCACGACGGAUCUUUGCCAUGGACGGUUCAAGAAGGUGUUUAUUGAUAACAACCGCCGUCUUCGUCGCGAGGAGUAG